Sphaerodactylus townsendi is the source of this 8066-nucleotide messenger RNA. It is a transcript of the gene KNL1, whose product is annotated as kinetochore scaffold 1. NCBI's taxonomy places the organism in Eukaryota, Metazoa, Chordata, Lepidosauria, Squamata, Sphaerodactylidae. The record is from RefSeq and is a predicted model, not a curated record. The transcript has 26 exons. Gene Ontology annotation, cellular component: nucleus. Gene Ontology annotation, biological process: protein localization to kinetochore; attachment of spindle microtubules to kinetochore; cell division. The coding region runs from base 200 to 7222 and encodes 2340 amino acids.
UUUGGCGGUUAGUUUGAAUUCUCUGGCGGCCCCAGUCAAAAUUCAUGGGGGUGCUGAAGGGCGGGUUUCCUCGCUAGGACGCGGUGGUUUGAGGGCGGCCGGGCUCAUUGGUUGCUCUGCGGCCUCCUCGUGCAGCCGCUGUCCUCGCCGCUUGUAGCCGAAAGUCGGGACGUGGCCUUAGGAAACCAGGCCCUCCAAGAUGGACAGAAUUUAUUCUGAAAUAAUUGCAGAAGAUGACCAUACAACUAAAAGAAGAGUUUCAUCAAUUUUAAAAGUCCCCCGAACUCCUCUUCGUGAGCUAAUGAGUGGAAAUGAGUGCAUCCAGGGUUGCGAUAUCGAGAAACGUCAGAAAAACUCCCGCCGUGUCAGUUUUGCAGAUACAAUAAGGGUUUUUCCAGCAGAUCUUCAAACAAAUGAGGAAACUGUAGCAGCAAGGCAUCAAGAACCAUUUGAUCAAAAAGAAAAACCAGAGACUGUCCAGUGUGAGAUCACUGAGAUGGACACUUUACUUCAUGCCCCAAUCCAGACACCUUUGCAACAGAUGGAGAGCCAUGGUCAGGAAUGGAACAAAAUGAGUAGAACGCUUCUCUUCUCUGAAGAAAAUGAAAUGGAUAUGACCUCUGGUCACACUGUAAUGAUUACACAUGAUAUUGGGAUCUAUGAAGAAACUGACAAGUCCAGGAAAAUAGACUUCAAAUCAUUUUCAGCUGAAUUAAAACCAAAUAAGGAAAAUUCAGAAGUGAAUGAAUUCAGUUCCCUCCAUGGUCCUGUACAAGGGAAUGAGACUUCUCCAUCUCAACAGAAAACAAACAUUGGUAACACAAAGAAAAUUAAAUUUGAUGACUUUUUGGAAAGCUUGAAAUCAACUAAAUUCUUUCCCACACCUGCUGCUGAAGUAUCUUUUCUGCCUUCAGAGGUCCCAGAAAGAAAACCAUACUCUUCAGAAAUGAAUGCAUCUUUUCAGAUGCAAGGGAAAAGCAUCAUCGCUAAAGUCUCUGAAGGACUAGAUAAUAAAACAGCGGGUCCACAGUAUUGCUUAUCUAAUGAGAAGACCAUUGCCCCUCUUACAAGCCAUGCUUCAAAGCAAAUGAGAUGUGGGGCAGUUGCUGUGCAAUGUAGAGAUGAAAGCAUGGACAAGACUAUUUCCAAUACGGAAAGAGUUAUGUCAGCUGGAUUUGGCUCACUUACUGUAGCAAAACAACAUCAGAACCUUGAGAGUGAUUAUUCAGUUUCUUAUGAUAGCUGCAGAUCUAAGCCUUCUAGUCACCCCCCUCAUAUUCAACAGCUCCAAGAGAUGUGUGUCAAUAAAACAACUGUUAACAAUAGAGAAGCAGGUAUUUCCCCCAAACAUGCCAAGUUGAUAAGCAGCGAUUACUCACUAUUCUCUUAUCAGGAAAUGUCUGUGACCCAAAAAUCUUUUGGAUCAGUGCCAGUUCUUCAUGGUAAUAAAAAUACUGUUUCUUCUAACAUCUAUUCAGAUAUGAAUGUUACUAGAAAUCAGAAUUUCAUUUCUGAUGCUAAUUCUAAGGAAAUUAGCAAAUGUGUCCAUAGAACUGCUGAAAAACAGAACAAGACUGCUUCUGGGCUAAUGGAAAGAAUUGUUUUGAGUGGCAGUAAUAUGGAUGCGAUGGAAAAUCAAGUUUCUACAAAUGCUAAUAUGAAUGGUAUGCCUCAUUCCAUCAAUUGCAAUGAAAUGGCUGCCUCAAAGCAAAAGGGUGUUUAUGGAAAUAAGGAACUUCAAAAUUUAAGCAUAAAACCUGGUUCUUCCCCAUCAUCCCAUCUUGAGAGGAAAGAAGACACUUUGCUUGUAUCAUUACCAAGUGACACAUCAGCAGUCUUCUCUGCAAAAAGCAUAGAUUUAAGUAGGAAUUAUGUUGCCAGGAGAGAGGCAAAGCAAGUAGAAUGUCAGUCUCUUCUGUCUGAUGAAAAGGCAGCCUUUGCUGAACUGAAUGGUAAAACAGUUGUAAACUAUACAACUAAAAGAAAAAGCAGCUGUUCAGACAAUGGAAUGCCUCCAGUUCCUGCAGAUAAAACUCUUACGUUCACAGUCAGUGAAGACAUGGAACUAACGAAACCCACAGUGUACCUGAUAGAUAAGUCUCUGAAAACUGCUGGAUUUUACAAGAAGCCACAGGAAGAAACAAGAUCUGGGAACUAUAAUGUUAUUGGACCAACUGGUAACAAGACUGUUGUAUUUUCCCUUGAAGACAAUGAAAUGGAGAUUACCAAGAGCUGUACAGUGGCAGUAAACCAUAACUUUAUGCAGCCUUGUGAGAGAGAUCCUCAUUUGUUGCAACCUGUUGAUAAGACUGUUUAUACAUUACAUAAUGACAUAGAUUUGACUGAAUCAAAUACAUGCAUAAUAGACCAGUCUCUAGAAAAUGCUGGUGCCCGGGCUGUGCACAAACUACUUAACAAGGCUGAUAGAAAAACUUGCACAAAAUCAACCAAAGACAAAACCAAAGUUGUAUUUUCUCUUAGUGAUGAAAAUGAAAUGGAAAUUACUAGGAGCCAUACAGUGGCACUGAACUAUGGUGAUGCCCCCCAAGGUGGCAUUAUCCCCACUGCAAUGCAUGUGGCUCCAGAUAAAACUGUCAUGGUUACAUUUAGUGAGGAUAUGGAGAUGACUAGGCCUGUUGCAGGGGCAAUGGAUAAAUCUCUGAGACGUGUGACUGGUACUCCUGCUGUACCACAACAAGCUACAGGAACUGGAAAGAAAAGCAUUCCUGGAAUAAUUAGUGACAAGACUGUUGUAUUUUCCCUUGGCGAAGGUAAUGAAAUGGAGAUUACCAAGAGCUGUAUAGUGGCACUGAACCAUAAUGUUAGGCAGCAUUGUGAGACAGUCCCUCAAGCAUUGCCUUUAAAAUCUGUUGAUAAGACUGUUUAUAUCUCACAUAAUGAAAAGGAUAAGACUCAACCAAUUUCAAGUAUAAUAGGCCAGUCAUUGGAGAAUGUCAUUGCCCGAGAUAACAAAGCUGAUGGAAGAACUCCCAUUGGAUCAACCAGAGACAAGACAGUUGUAUUCUCUCUUAGUGAACACAAUGAAAUGGAAAUUACCAGUAGCCAUACACUGGCAGCUAAUCAUGAUACUGCUCCACAAAUUGAGGUAGUUCCUCAGGAACCUGGCUCAUUUCCUGCAGAGAAAUCCUUCAGACAGGUAUUUAACAGUAACAUGGCAGUAAAUAGAUCUUCACAUUUUAUUCCUGCAGACAAAAUAAAGAUGCUUAUUUACAACAAUGACAUAGAAAUAUCUAAUCCCAUAGAACAUGUAACCAAUUCAUCUCAGAAAAAUAAAGAAAAAGGAAUUGAUAAGAUAACCCUGCCAGGAUUUGUCAACGAAGAGAAAUUUAAAUUUUUGCUAUGUGAAGACAAUGAGAUGGAGAUUACUAAGAGCCAUACGGUUGCAGUAAACCAUGAUAUCCAGCAAAUGGAGGGUGCACAGCAAGAGCUGUCCCUGAUUUCUGCCAAGAAAACCAAGCUUUCUGGACAUAAUGAUAACACGGCCACAAGUUUUGUUCCUGCAGGUAAAACUUUGAUGCAGAUGCACAGAAAUGACAUGGAAAUAACAGAAUCUUUAACAGAUAAAUCACUGAAAAAUAUCAGUUCCAAAACUUUGCCACUGAAGGGGAAGGAAAUUCACCAGGCAAUGCUGUCCGGGCCUGUUAAAUGCAAUGCUAUUCUUAAGCCGCAUGAUAAUGAAAUGGAGAUUACUAAAUGCCUCACAGUUGAAGUGGACCAUGAUAUAUUUUCUCAGUGUGAAAGAAGACUCCCAGUGCAAUUUUGUCAAGAUAGUAUGGACAUUACAGGAUCUUGUAAUGACAUGAAAAGUAUGCAUGCAAAUACAGUGGCACUGGGAAAGGAAUCUAAAUGGGAAGCAUCCGCAAACCAAAUGUUGGCAUUAGCUACUGGUGAUAAUAUAGAGAGUGCUAAAAGGCAUACAGUGCCGAUGAAUCACCAAACAGCUCAGCAGCAUCAAUCAGUUAGUAAAGCUGGGCUCUUAAUUCCUUCCAGCAAAAGUAGCGUGUUCGCAUGUUUCCAGGAUGGCAAAGAAAUCACUAUGUUGCUUCCUGAUGCCACUGCUGAUCCAAGCUUGAACGAGAAACAAGCACCAAAUAGAAACACAAAGCAGGUCUUAGGUAAUAUGUCAUUCUUUACCAAUCAUGGAAUAACGCAAGAUAUAGACAUUACUAGAAACCACACUGUUCAUAUUUAUAGUCCCAGUUGUUAUGUACCUAAUCCUGAAAAACCAGGACUGAACUUUGCCACAAAAUCAAGAGAAAACACAAUUGCAUAUUCAGAUGGUGAAACCAUGGAGAUGACUAGAAACCACACAAUUGGAGUUGAGUUUAUGGAUAUAAAUAAUUGUAACAAAGAACUCAGCUCUUGUUCCCAGGCUGAAUUUCACUCUAAAUGUUCUCCUUUAGAUGUCCCACAUGGAAAGGAAUUGGGCAUUACUAAAACUGACAAAUAUAUGCCUGAAAAGUCAGUUUCAUCUUCUCAUGUGGAACUGUCUAUGCCUGUAAAUGAUGUCAACAGACAGAAUUUGGUGAGAAUCCAGGAGAACCAACUAGAAUCUCAUACAUCUAGAAUUAACAGACUUUCAGAAGCUGCAAAUUAUGUUCAUUGUAGGGAAGAACAUGAGUCCAUGUUGCUAGCUGAAAUGCCAGUUCAACAUCUAGAGUUAUAUGAUGUAACUACUCUUAAUUCGAGCAGAGAGAGUAUGUCCAUGUUAGUUAAUGAAAGCAGAACUUCAAAAGAUUAUCCAGAAAAGGGAUUUCUAUCAAGACAUGAAAGUAACCCCGCUGGAGUUACAGAAAAUCUUCCAUUUGCUGAAACAGCAACUAAGAUGGACAGGGCUGUGCUGUUUCAACCAGAUCAAGUUACAAAAGAUUGGCAAAAUAAUUUGGGUCCUCCUGUCAAUAACCUCUGCUCAGAGAAAGACCUAGCCCUUCAGCCUGAAGUACCUAGUAUAAUUAAUGAUUGUUCAAAAAUAACUGACAUUGGGAAGAAGCUAGAACUUGGCUUAAAAUCUCAAAAUAGUAAGCCCAAUCUUAGAGAAGAACUAAAGAAGCCAAAAGAUCCUUUGGAGUUAACAGAAGAUAUCAGAAUAAAAUCCACUAAUUCUGUUGUUUCGAAUGAACUGAAAAAUAACUCUUCUACAGAGUGUGAUCCUUUCAGUGUACCCUUCAAUAAUAUGCAAAAGAACCCCUGUCAGAUAAAAAAGGUACCCCUAGGUAUCUUUCCACCUAAACUGCCAAACAAACGAAAACUCACCGUUUCUAAUGUAGAAGACAUUGGUGAAAGAACAGAAGCUCAAGACUCAGAACAUUCUCUGCUCAUUAAGAAAUUCUCUGGUCAAACUGCACAACAUUUGAGUCCAUCUCACUAUAUAAGUGAAGAAUCACUUCCUCCAUGUCUAGAGGAAGUGGAUUCCAGUGAGCUUCUAAAUAGUGAAUUGCAGGAGAAAGUUUGUGAUGUGAUGGAUGAAAAAGAAGUCCCUGAUGGAAGACAUCUAAAAGGAACUAAUAAGCAAAAAAGAUUUCAGAAUAAAGAGGGAGAAGAGCUUCAGAAAGAAAAAAAGCUGAAAGUUGAUGAGGGCUGGUGUGGUACUACAGAGCUGAAGCCGCUGUUUUCCAGCACUAUAGUAGUUAAUGAAGAAAUUCUUGAAGGUAAAAACAAGCAAGACAUGAUGGCCUCAAAUAUGGAAAAGACACCCAGCAGUAAUGGAAGCUGUUUGGAUUCAGUCAAAGCCGAUUCAGAUCUCAGUAUUCCACAAAAUGUUGACAUGGAGGCUGAGCUUAUGAACAGUAGUUGCGAACAAAAUUUGUACGAGAAAUUGCAGGAUGGUGUUAUCACAGUCGGGGAAUUUUUUACGCUUCUUCAGGUUGAUAUAGUCAUACAGAAACCUCGUCAGAGCCUGCUCCCACCAAAAUACAUGGUCAAUGACUCUCCUACCCCAGAAGAUUUGCUUCUCACAGAGUAUGUUUACGCUCCUAAGUUGCAGAUUUACAAUGAAGAUUGUCAAGCUCUGUCCAAGAUACUAGAAGAACUGAAGUUGUGUGCUGAUAACAAAGAUAAACUUCUGGUGAAUGUAAAUAAGAGUCUGUGGGAAGUAAUGAGAACUUGCUCUAUUGAGGAGCUGAAAGCUUUUGGAGCAGAGCUGAACAAAAUGAAAUCCUAUUUUGUCAAGAAGAGUAAAGUACUGGCUCACAGAAGGAAAGAAAAAAUGUACCUGAAGCUGGUGCACAGUGCACAGCUCCAAUGGGAAAAACUACAAUCAAGAUUAAAUGAAAUGGAUGAACUUCUCGAAGAAAUGGAUAACUGUCUUGUUGCUCUAGAAGCAGAAACUACUAAGUUUGAAGAGUUUGAGCUUGAGGUCAAUGACUCUGUGGCAGAGUAUGAGACCAAACUGAGACAGACUGAGCAAGAACUAGAAAACUGCAAAGCUCAAGAGGAGGCACUCCAAAGAGAUCAGUCAAAUCUUAGAGAUCAACAGCAGCAGAAAGUUUCUGAAAUAAACCGUCUCCAAGAAGAAGUCAAAAGUUGUCAGGAACUUAUGGAGAAAUACAACUUCUCUGAGUGGGUGAUGAAAGAAUGGAGUGAUCAGCAGGCAGUUUUCACUUUCCUUUACGAUUCUAUCAAACUCACUGUUGCACUUGAACAUCUAGGGGAUACUGCUGUUUUCACCACCAAAACAUUCUGCAGGAAGAUAAUUGGUGUAAACGUUGAAUCAUUGUUGGAUGAAGCAAAAGCUCCAGCUUCUUCCAAACUAGUACAAAGGCUCAUUUUCCAGUUUAUUAAUGAUCAAACUUCAAGGCAGGAGAAACACUUAGAAGUGCAGCACCUCCGUCAGUUGCUGCACGAUAUCUCUCUUGUGGUGAGUCGCUGUCAGCUCCUAGGAGAAGAGAUAGAGUUUCUGAACAGAUGGGGUGGGAAAUUUAAUCUUCUGAAGACAGCAGUGAAUGAUACAAAAGUGAAACUGUUAUUUUCCAGUUCUCUGGUUUUUGCAAAGUUUGAAGUUGAGCUGUCUCUCUCUGCCAACUACCCUGUAUCUCCAAUGGCUUUCACUGUUCAAAAACACAGAGGCAAUCUUGGCCAAGAAGAAAUUUCUGAAGUUUUGUCAAGCAUUCCAGUGGGUGCUGACUAUUUGAAGAGAAUGGUCAAUCAGAUUCAUCAUUGUCUACUCCAGAAUCCCUCAAGAAUUCAUAGACAGCAAAAAUAGUUCUUAUGAGCAGCUGUCUGAUGGGACACUCUGACUCUUGAAUGCUGAGAAAUGUGAUAUCAGCUGCCAAGAGAUCAAUAUUUGUGGUUAGAUCUUUAGACACACAAAUACUCAGAACUGCAAUGUCUACUGAAAUCAGUAGUGACAGAAGAAUUUCACAUGGCUCCUCCUUGGUUCUGUAUGUGUGUGUCCCUGCCCCCCCAGUCCCUUUUUAUGACUUCUGGUGCUUUUUAUUUCUAGGAAUCCAGCUCCUCUAAGCCAUCAAACUGAUGUAAUUUGAUUUCAAUAGAGUUUGCAACUGAAAAGGCUUCACUGCCAUUACAGAUACCUUCAAAGGUUUUUGUGAGUAUGUAGGUGACUAGGAUUAACCUUUGACUGCCAUCAUAAAUAAUGGGGUUUUAUUUUCAUACACUUGCUGGAAUACCUCCUAAACUGAAAUCUUAUGAACUAACACUACAAAAUCAAAAUAUUGUUAAUAAAAUGAAAUAAAAUUAGGAGCUGGAAGGCCCUUCUAGUUUUCCUACGAAAAACAGACUUGACACCAGGAUAAACCUGAGUAAUACAGCUUUCACACUUGGUUUAACAGAAUUCUUCAGCUUUUGAAAAGAUUUCAGUUAAGUCACUAGUGAUGUAUUUUAGAUUGUUACUGAUGUGGUUUCAUCACAGGCAUAUACACAGGUGGUAUUACCACACUGUAGCACCCAGAAUUUCUCCACUCUGAUGUAUAGUUUCUGUAUGUAUGUAAAAUAUAGCAUUUUAUAAUAUUUUUGAAGGCUGAGAAUGAAUAUUUUUAUGAAGAAUUUUUUGUUUAUAGAAAUUUAAUAAAUAUUCCUACAUUAAUAAA